UCUCCCUGUUUUGGAAUGGUUAAUAAUGAUAGUAUAGUAAUACAUUAGUUACUAAGGCAUAACAUAAUACUAUGAGCUCCCUUAAUUUAGAUGCAAUCUAUCAAGCUAAACGUUUAUUCAAUGAUAAUAUCUCUUUUAUAUAUCAUAGUAAUAAUUAUUCUGAUUUAAAAUUAAAUGAAUUACUGAAUAGAAAUUUGACAUUAUUUUGGAAAACUAUGCAUCAAUGUUUAGAUUUAAAUGAUCUCAUACAACAACAAUUGAUUUUAUUAAAUCAUUCUAUCGCCAUAGCAACUAUCAAUCAAACUAGUAAACUAUAUACAUCAACACAAUUACAAUCUUUAUAUACAUGGUGUAAUUUAGGUAGAUCAACAUGGUUUACAAAUGUAUUUACAUUAAUGCAUCAUAAUUCAUGGCAAGAGAAAGUAUCCAUUGAAUUACAAAAAUAUUUAUUACCUAUAUUAUUAUUCAUGAAUUGUUUAAGUCUUCUAAUAUCUAUAACAGGUAUUUAUCAUCUAUGUAAAUUAUCAAAUAAAUCUAAUCAAAAGAUCAUGAUCUUAAUGAGAUGUCAAUCUAUUAUAGAAAAUUAUCUCCCAGCAACAUGGCCAUUAUUAUUAUGGUAUUGUAUUAUUGGUUUAUUAUGGUUAUUAUUAAUAUUUGGUUUAAAUAUGAUGAUGACAUCACAAUAUUUCAAUAUACAUAUUAGUAUCCAUAGUCAUGAUAAUUAUUGUCGUAUAUUAACUUAUUUAAAAAAUAUAUUAAGAUAUAUACCAACAUGGUUAAUAAGUUUAAUGUUAUGUGAUCGAGCUAUUGGUGAAUAUCGUCAUCGAAAUCAUAUUUAUACAAUGACCAUAUUAUAUCAUCAUCAUCAUCAUCAUCAUAAUCAUUAUGAUAAUGAUGAAUUAAUAAUCAAUCAAAAUCAAUUCAAUCAAUUAACUAAUCAAUAUUGUAAUCAAUGUACUCUUAAUCAAUCAAUCAAAAAUCAAUUAAUCAUCCCUAAAAUAAUCUAUAAUAAUAAUAAUAAUAAUAAUGAUAAAUUUUAUUUUGAUUGUAUUCUAUAUGGAUUAAAACAAACAUCUAAUAAACAAUGUCAAACAUUGAAUAGAAACAAUGACUAUGUGACAUCAUUCAAAGAAUGUAGUAAUACUACUAAUAAUCAUGAUUAUGAAAUAUUAUUAAAUGAUUUAUGUCAUUGGAAUGAAUGCGGUUUAAGUCGAAUAGGUGGUUUAGUAUUAUUCAGUAUUAUUACAUCAUUAUUAUGUUUAAUGAAUACACAUUUAUUAUGGUUAUAUAAAAUUAGUAAAAUAACAAAACGUUGUGUAUUAUCUGCUGGUGAUGCUAUAAUCUUAUCUGUUUUCUAUCCAUAUUUAUUAAAGGUUUGUCAUUCAAUAUUACCUUAUAUGUUCAUAAUCAGUUCAAUUGUAUUACUUAGUUUUAUAGCUAUACAUAAAUCACAACAAUCAAUUAUUCCAUUAAAAUCAUCAAUUCAUCAUUCCAAUUAUCAACAAACUUUAUUUACUGAACCAACACAAUUAACAAUUUGUUUAAGUCUUAUGUAUAUUCUAUUUGAUUUAGCUGAUCUUAUUGAAUGGUUCAAUGGUAAUAUUAUAAUACCAAAUUAUAUUCAUUCAUUUAAACAACAUUUCAAUACAAAUUUCAAUGAAAAUUAUAAUAUUAAAACAAAUCAUUCAGGCUUAUUACCACUACUUACAAAUACAUUAAAUAGUAGUAUGUUAUUAACAAAAUCUAUGAAUCAACUAUGUUCUAUUCAAUUUAUAUCUGGCUUAUUAAGAAUAUGGUCUAGUCAAAGAUUCCUAUUCAUAUUACCAAUGUUAUUAUAUCAAUCAUUGAAAUAUCGACAUUUAAUCAAAUACUAUUUCACUUAUUAUUUUCAUACAUUGAAAAUCUUACAUUGGUGUAAAUUUAGUUAUAGUUCAUCAAUCUAUAUAAAACAAACAUUGAAUACAUCAGUGGAUGAUAUUAUUCAAACUGAAUUGAAUGAAAUGAAAACUACUGAUGAAGAAAUAAGUAGUGAACAUCAUCAAUAUCAACGUCAACAACAACAGCGACGACGACGACGACGACAACAACAACAACAACAGACUAUAAUGAAAGCUGAAUAUCAAGAUGAGUAUCAAAGAAUUCCUAGUCUUUAUUGUUGUUCAUGUAUUAAUCAAAGUAUUCUAUCAAAAUGA
Schistosoma mattheei is the source of this 2192-nucleotide messenger RNA. The record is from the annotation of a GenBank genome assembly. NCBI's taxonomy places the organism in Eukaryota, Metazoa, Platyhelminthes, Trematoda, Strigeidida, Schistosomatidae.